AUGGAAACUCCUUUCUGCUAUUGUGGGCAGGGUCGUAUGAUCCUUUUAAUGGCUAAAACUGAAAAAAAACUACGGAAAGUAUUUUUUCCGAUGUCCUGCUCGGCAACAACACCCCCGGUGUUUCAUUUGGGCGGACGAUGUUCAUCGUCAAUAUUCUUCACAACCAAGUCAGACUACAUUCCAGACUGGUCAAGUGCAGACGGCGGACAUGCAACAGAAUACUCUGAAACCGCUGGCACAUGGACGCAACCAAUGACAAACAACUCGGCGAAUACUGAUUCGGCUUGUUUACUUUUAUUUUUUGUUCUUGGACUUUUCUGUUGUGUAACCAUUGUCAAAAUUCUCGGCCUGUAA
This is a messenger RNA of Striga asiatica, 354 nucleotides long. The record is from the annotation of a GenBank genome assembly. Lineage: Eukaryota; Viridiplantae; Streptophyta; Magnoliopsida; Lamiales; Orobanchaceae.